AUGCUGGCACCAGGCAGUGGCCCAGAGCAGAGGAACAAGUUUGCCCUGCAGUGGAGGCAGGUCUCCUGGAUCACCUGCUGGAUUGCCCUGUGUGCCGUGGAGGUGCUCCCCGCCUGCCCUUUCUCCUGCACCUGUGACAGCCGCACCUUGGAGGUGGACUGCAGUGGCCUGGGCCUCACCGCUGUGCCCCCAGAUGUGCCCGUGGCUACCCAAAGCCUUCUGCUCCUGAACAAUAAACUGAGUGCUCUGCCAAGCUGGACUUUCGCUAACCUGUCCAACCUGCAGCGGCUGGACCUGUCCAACAACUUCCUGGACCAGCUACCUCGGUCCAUUUUCCAGGACCUGGUCAACCUGACAGAGCUGCAGCUGCGGAACAACAGCAUCAGGACCCUGGACAGGGAACUGCUCCAGCACGCCCCGUUGCUGCGCCACCUGGAUUUGUCUAUCAACGGCUUGGCCCAGCUGCCCCAGGGCCUUUUUGAUGGGCUCCUGGCUCUGCGGUCCUUGUCCCUUCGCUCCAACCGUCUGCAGAGCCUGGACCGACUGACCUUUGAGCCCCUGGCGAGCCUGCAGCUGCUUCAGGUUGGGGACAACCCAUGGGAGUGUGACUGUAACCUUCGGGAGUUCAAACACUGGCUGGAGUGGUUCUCCUACAGAGGGGGUCGCCUGGACCAGCUGGCCUGCACCCUACCCAAGGAGCUAAGGGGGAAGGACAUGCGUGCGGUCCCCAUGGAGAUGUUUAACUACUGUUCCCAGCUAGAGGAUGAGAACAACUCUGCUGGGAUGGAUGCUCCAGGGCCACCCUGCACUAAGGCCAGCCCAGAGCCUGCAAAACCUAAGCCUGGGGCAGAGCCCGAGCCCGAGCCCAGCACUGCCUGUCCUCAAAAGCAGAGGUACCGGCCGGUGAGUGUGCGGCGAGCCAUCGGCACAGUGAUCAUCGCGGGGGUCGUGUGUGGUAUUGUCUGCAUCAUGAUGGUGGUGGCUGCUGCUUACGGCUGCAUCUAUGCCUCCCUCAUGGCCAAGUACCACCGGGAGCUCAAGAAGCGCCAGCCGCUGAUGGGGGACCCCGAGGGUGAGCAUGAAGAUCAGAAACAGAUCUCUUCUGUGGCAUGA
Messenger RNA from Arvicola amphibius (Eurasian water vole), 1113 nucleotides. RefSeq names its product leucine rich repeats and transmembrane domains 2 (gene Lrtm2). Gene Ontology annotation, cellular component: plasma membrane. Gene Ontology annotation, molecular function: protein binding. NCBI's taxonomy places the organism in Eukaryota, Metazoa, Chordata, Mammalia, Rodentia, Cricetidae. The record is from RefSeq and is a predicted model, not a curated record. The transcript has 3 exons. Bases 1 to 1113 code for a protein of 370 amino acids.